This is a messenger RNA of Puccinia graminis f. sp. tritici CRL 75-36-700-3, 264 nucleotides long. RefSeq lists its product as uncharacterized. Bases 1 to 264 code for a protein of 87 amino acids. The record is from RefSeq and is a predicted model, not a curated record. The transcript has 2 exons. Lineage: Eukaryota; Fungi; Basidiomycota; Pucciniomycetes; Pucciniales; Pucciniaceae.
AUGGACCAUUGGCAAAGAACUUCGAAAUGGGCCAGCAUCAGCUCCUCCAAACCUAUGACACUCAGCGGAGGGAGUAGUGCCAACCCAGCGGCGAGAAUGGUCGGCUCGGCGUCUCCCUUUGGUGGCGGGGUGAUUGGCAAUGUCGGCCAGAUUUUUGUUGGUCUGGUCUAUCAAGCCGUGGAUUUCAACCAUCAACCGAUCAUCCUCCAGACCGUCUCGGGUGCCGACGGCCAGCCCACCAUUGCACUCAGCUUGAAUGGCUAG